Molecule: messenger RNA, 706 nt
Organism: Populus trichocarpa (black cottonwood)
Lineage: Eukaryota; Viridiplantae; Streptophyta; Magnoliopsida; Malpighiales; Salicaceae
Exons: 1
Coding region: 80-583 (167 amino acids)
Cellular component (GO): chloroplast thylakoid
Source: RefSeq, a predicted model, not a curated record
AUAAAAUCAUUUCUUCGUAUUUAUCAACCUCACAAAUCAAGUCUUCUAGCUAGGAUCAAGUCUGUUAGCCGUAAAAUCCAUGGCUUCCACGUUCUCACCACUGCCGCUCAGAACUCUCUCUCUCCACCGCAUGCGCAAUGCACACCCCACCAUCUGCGAGGCGCUCACCAGUCCUAAACCUGCGCCGAUUUCCUUCCCCGGCCGAAGACAUCUUCUCUUCAUGCUAGCGUCAGCACCAGCACUGGCCUUAAGAGAACCAUCUUCACUGGCGCAGGACAUUCCUUUGUUUGGGCUGAGGAAGAAGCUGAAGAGGGCGGAGGAGGAAGCUGAGGAGCUGGUGAAGGAAGGGUUUGAGACGGCGGAGAAGGGGUUGGAGACAGCGGGGAAAGGGAUCGUGACGGUUGAGAGAGGGAUUGAGACAGCAGAGAAAGAGAUUGUGACGGCAGAGAAGGAGAUUGAGGAAGCGGUGAGCUUUGGUGGGCUAGCGCAGGCUGGUGCGGUGGCUGGAGCGGAGGCUGUUGGGGUCUUGGUUGCUACUGCCAUUGUUAAUGGGAUUUUGGGGCCUGAGGGUUCUAAAUCAUAAGUAAGAGGAUUAGCCGAUUAAUUAUAGUUGAUUGUGUUUAUUUUGAUAAUUUAUGGCAAUCCCAUUUCGUAUUUCCUUGCUCUUAACGAGUUAUAUUAAUAAAUCAUUAACAAAUUGAAUGUA